ACCACGUCGUUCCUCAAGAGAUGCUCCGCUUGAAUUCGAAGGAGGUCCGUCAGCUUCUACACAACAAGUUUGUGGUCAUCUUAGGCGACUCAAUCCAGCGAUCUGUGUACAAGGACCUCAUUCAGUUGCUGCAGAGUGACUCCUUACUCACUUCGUCCCAAAUGAAGACUAAGGGGGAAUUCACUUUUGAAAACGACCACCUAAUCGAAGGUGGUGUGCUUGAGGGCCUACACAACGGAAUUCAUUACCGGGAAGUCCGUCAGUAUCGCACCCGUUAUCAUCUCAUCCGCUUCUACUUCCUGACUCGGAUCUACUCGGCAUAUUUUGAAAGCAUCCUCGACGAUUUCCGGGCUGGCCCAGCGCCAGAUGUUUUGAUCCUCAAUUCUUGUGUUUGGGAUGUUUCCAGAUACGGCCCGUCUUCCAUGAUUGAAUACCGCAAGAAUCUGGAGAUCGCUUUCAACAGAUUGGAUGCUGAGCUCUCAUCCUCCUGUUUGGUCAUCUGGAACAUGACCAUGCCUCUUGGACCCAGGAUCAAAGGUGGCUUCCUUAUACCAGAGCUGCAGCACCUGAACCAGACCCUCCGCAAGGACAUCAUUGAAGGCAACUUCUACGGGGCCACGCUGGCUGCCCUCCACCUUUUUGACGUGGUGGACCUCCACUUCCACUUCCGCUUCGACGUGGGGAACCGGGUCAAAGAUGGCAUCCACUGGAACAACGUGGUGCAUCGCAGGAUCACCAACCUUCUCCUGACCCAUCUGGCAGACGCCUGGGGCGUCGUGAUCCCAGAGAAGGAUCCUUGGGAGGAACAAACCAAGGCCAUCAGGCUGCUAGCUGCCCCAGCGGACAUUAUAGGACACCUCAAUAGGAGCAGAAGAGAAUAUGAAGAUGCCGCAGGCUUCCGGGAAUGUCCCACACCGGCAACCCGAUGGCGGCACAAAGAACAUCAAGUGACAUUUGCUGGCCGUUAUGAAGCCGACGGGCGUUAUCCAGAGCACCCCGUUUUCUAUGAUGACUGUUUACUCGUUCCCAAUGGUGGAGGGACAUCGACGCCUUUCGUGGGAUUUACCAGCUUUGAGGACUCCCAAGGCUUCUCCUUUUACCCAGACAACGUGUUCAGAGGUCAGUGCUUAUGUGCACAUGUGUGUACGUGGCCCUCGACAACUUUGAUUGCCAUCUGUGGGCCCCCCCAGAUCCCUUCCUGCCUUACCCCUCCCACAACGAAGAAAACAUAUUCCCAAGCUCCAGGUGGCAUCGAAAAAGAAGAACACAUGUGGGCUCUCCCUUUGUCAUGCGCCAAGAGCACUCGUAUCGGGGAGAUGUUACGCCUUGACCCAUCACAGCUGCCCGUCCUCGUCUACCCGUUCCGCGUCGCUCUCAACUACUGCUUCUCUCUGGGCAAUUCACUGCAGGACAAAUUGCUCCGGCCAAUUCGCCACGUGGGACAAUUAGCUCCGCGGGAUAGUUCCCAUCUGGGACCCCACACCGCGGCCCACAGGGGCUGCAACUUCUGCCGUGCUACCAGGACGGUCGGGGUCUAG
Molecule: messenger RNA, 1538 nt
Organism: Crotalus tigris (Tiger rattlesnake)
Lineage: Eukaryota; Metazoa; Chordata; Lepidosauria; Squamata; Viperidae
Gene: PCED1A
Product: PC-esterase domain containing 1A
Exons: 10
Coding region: 21-1538 (505 amino acids)
Source: RefSeq, a predicted model, not a curated record